AAACUGCUAUCCAGCUCAUUCUACAUUAUACAGUGGCAGUUAUUGCUUCCAGUUUAUUCUGCACUGCAAAUAGUUUCUUCAAGAAAAAAAUGGAAAACGAAAAGCAUUUAAAAGAAGGUUGCCUUCAUGAUGUGGAGCUAUCUAAGCCAAAAAGUGGAAAUUUUAAAAGAUGCAAGAUGUUGGCAAUAAUUGUGUGUCUACUUAUGACAAUAUCAAUUAUUCUGCUGUUAUUUACUUUGAAGAAUCUAAGACACCAGAAACCUGAAAAGGUCUACGAUGCGGAAUACAAAUUUUUCAGCAACGGAGAAAAAACAACCGUAUUGAUGGAAAUUGAUCCACAGAAUAAAAUUGAAACUUUCUGGAGUAAGAACGGCACAGAAGAAGCUGUGGAAAUUCAUGAUUUUAAACAAGGUAUAACUGGAAUCUUUUUUGCUGCCCUCCAAAAAUGCUUUAUUAAGAAACAGACUAAAGAAAUCCCCGAGAUUGAUAACAGUGAGUUAAUGGAACUUCAGGAGGAAGAAAUCACCACAACAGUAUUUGAACAGUCCAUACUAUGGAUCCCAGGAGAGAAACCAAUUGAAGACAAAGAAUUUAUGAAAAAUUCCAAAAUUUUUGAAGUAUGUAAGAAUGUUUCUGUGCACUGGAUUUAUCCAACCCAAAUCACAGCUCACGAGUUUCAAGAUUUUGAAGAUGGGGAGGAUGAGGAUCAUGUUUUAGCAAGUAAAGUAGCCAGGCCCAAGGACCAAAGUGAUGGAAAGCCAGAUGUAAAUGCAAUGGGAAAGAAACGCCAAGUUCGUGACUUGACUGAUGAAGACCUUCCAGUUAAUGAUUAUCGAGAAGUCGGGCUUGACUUUCAUCCUAUGUGGGAUCACAGAGGCUUCUGUUGUAUUCAUUGCCGUCGUGGCCAAAGAUACUGCCAACGAGUUUGUGAGCCCCUGCUUGGCUACUAUCCAUACCCCUACUGCUAUGGAUCCGGACGUGUGAUAUGCAGAGUUAUCAUGCCAUGCAAUUGGUGGGUGGCUCGAAUGCUGGGCCGAGUGUAGACACAUCUGAACACAUUUUCAACCUUUUAAUUCAGUUGAACAGUUAAAUAUUAUUACUUUAUGUAACAAUAUACAUUUUUAACUGAUUUUUUAUAUGAUAAUCGUUUCUAUAUUACAAAUAUUCAUUAUAUAAAAGAUGUAUAAUACAGAUUUUUUUUUUACUAAAAAAUAAAAGUUGGUGUUGAGUCAGAAACAAUGUGAUAGAUUUCCCUAUGCCCAAUAAAUCUGUCUCAGUAGCACAAAAAAUGUUCAGAGAGCAGGAAGCUUUGACAUAUCCCAGUCUGUAUAUCAAGCUGAAUACAAAUAUAAAGCAAUUCAUCAGUAAAUUACAAUACUGCCUUUUGUCUCCUGCCAAAUUAAAACAAGACUUAUGUACCAUAUAUAUCAUCAUUUACACCCACACAUACAGUAAAUGCUAGUUCUAAUUCCCCUAUUUAGUAGAAACAGGAAUAUUAUCUAGCAAACAUUGAAAAGGUGGUAAAUUUGUGUUUAUUCAGCAAAGUGAAUGAAAAAUAAGUUAAGCUUAUUGGUUGAAUUAGAAAAGGGUAGACUUGUAUGUAAAUUGCAAACAGAAAAUCUAUGUUGUUAGAACUGAGCCUCUUGUUUACAGGUGUAAAGGCAAAUGCUAAGACAAUACACAAAUAUUUGAACUAAAACAAGAGCUCUCAUAUACCAAUACCCAUAUACAUAUGGCAGCAUAAGGUAUAGUCUGGUAGGCAAAAGGUAAAUGAAAUAAUCCUAGACCAUUCCAUUAGCAUGUGCAUGCCCUCUUACCACAUAAAACAAUUUGCCUAUGCAGAGCCUAUAUAUUUUCAAGUGUAGUUACUGAUUGGCUAUAAAGUCUAGUGCAGAGAACUCUGGCUGUAAGAUAAUACAGAGGAUAAAAAUGCAAAGUUGUAUCAGUUGUCAAAUCGGAAAGGCACCCAUAUGAGAAAAGGCACUCAAUAUAGGGGAAGGAGCUAACUUGGCAGUUGCCUAUAUUUAUUAAUGAGAAAACCUUCUCUGAGUAUAUGGUUGUGCCAUUUCAUGCACUUCUUCUCUUUAACCAAGACUUAAAGUCACUUAUGCAGUGCAGUAAACAAAGAACAUCAUGUGCAUAUUAUAAGAAUUAAUUGAUAUCCAUAUGGUGUUCAUAUUUCCUUUUUCCCAUAAGGAUAACAGAACAAAUAUAACUGUCUAUAGGUGUCCGUACAUCCUUUUAAAUUCUGGGGUCACAUAUUCAUUUCUCCACUUUAGAAGAUCCAUUAAAGGGAUAUGAAACCCACAUUUUUUUUUCUUUUGUGAUUUAGAUAGAGCAUACCAUUUUAAACAACUUUCAAAUUUACUUUUAUCUAAUAUGCUUUAUUCCCUUGGUAUCCUUUGUUGAAAAGUAGUAGGUGUUGUACUGUAUUUUUGUGCAAAAUUUCUUUGAAAUAAAUAUGUGCUUACUAUACACACAGUAUCAAAUAUACAAUAUUUUAGAACAUUUAUAAAAAAAAAUUUGUCAACUUUUAAAUAUGAAUGUUUUAAUAUAAAUGUCUGUAAAACUGUGAAACAAAAUUGUAUUCAUAUUAAAACAUUUGACUUUUUUCUAUAAAUAUUAUAUUUAAUAGGAUUUAGCAAAUAAUUAAUAUUUUGUGAUCCUUAUACAUCAUGGUAGUCCAAGAAUAAAGAAUAUCCAACCACA
This is a messenger RNA of Bombina bombina (fire-bellied toad), 2709 nucleotides long. RefSeq names its product tenomodulin (gene TNMD). The transcript is spliced from 7 exons. NCBI's taxonomy places the organism in Eukaryota, Metazoa, Chordata, Amphibia, Anura, Bombinatoridae. Gene Ontology annotation, biological process: negative regulation of angiogenesis; negative regulation of endothelial cell proliferation. The record is from RefSeq and is a predicted model, not a curated record. Bases 90 to 1043 code for a protein of 317 amino acids.